Messenger RNA from Grosmannia clavigera kw1407, 1599 nucleotides. RefSeq names its product biotin-dependent 2-oxo acid dehydrogenase. The transcript is spliced from 2 exons. The coding region runs from base 1 to 1599 and encodes 532 amino acids. Gene Ontology annotation, molecular function: acetyltransferase activity; lipoic acid binding. The record is from RefSeq and is a predicted model, not a curated record. Lineage: Eukaryota; Fungi; Ascomycota; Sordariomycetes; Ophiostomatales; Ophiostomataceae. Gene Ontology annotation, cellular component: cytoplasm; mitochondrion.
AUGUUCCGUCAAAGAAGCUGUUGGGCUUUAACCCCGGCGAUACGCGUUGUAGUGGGCGGCUACAGGAUAUCGGCCACCACGGCAUUGGCAGCGUCGCCAAAAUUUGAGAGUCGUCUUCUGGGCUCUUGUCUUCCUACAUCUCCUCGUGCUAGAUACUUGCACACGUCCAGCCGGCUGCUGGCUGUUAAGCCCCUUCUACUCGCAGAUAUUGGCGAAGGAAUAGUAGAGUGCGAGAUCAUACAGUGGUUUGUCGAGCCUGGAGCUACGGUGGAAGAGUUCUCUCCUCUCUGCGAAGUACAGAGCGAUAAAGCGUCGGUCGAGAUAACCAGCCGCUUUGCCGGCGUAGUGAAAAAGCUGCACUACGAGGCCGGGGAUAUGGCCAAGGUUGGAAAGGCGUUUGUGGAUAUCGACAUCGCUGAGGAGGCUGUGCAAAAUCCGGACGAAACAGCGGUUGAGACGGCCACUGUUCCGGGUGCAGACAUAACAUCGGCAGAGUUGACAGCUCCAGAAAAGGAAGUAACAACGCCUACUUCGGCACAGCAGUCUCUGCAAGAACAGCCGCAAAACCUGACCAGACUUGCUUCGCCUACUGGAGGUAAGAAGAAGUUUUCCGGAUCCUCUCUCGCGACACCGGCCGUGCGGCAUCUGUGCAAGGAGCUGGCCGUGAACAUCACUCAGGUGGACGGCACGGGAAAAGAUGGUAGGGUGCUCAAGGAAGACCUGUACCGCUUUGUCGAGGAGAGGAAGGUAGCAGCCCCAUCCCCAGCUUCGGCCUCAACUACACAGCCGGCCCUGGCGGCGGCUCUUGAUACCAAAGACGCACCGCAGCAGGAGACGGCAGUCCCAUUGACCGGCAUGCCGCUGCAGAUGUUUAGGACUAUGACCAAGUCUCUGGCCAUCCCGCACUUCCUGUAUGCAGACGAAGUGGAUUUUACGCAGCUGUUCCGGCUGCGGCAGCGGGCGAACGUCGCGCUGGCACGAACUGCUGGCCAGGCGACAGGAGAAGGCGACGUCAACAAAAUUUCCUACCUACCAUUUGUUAUCAAAGCUCUUUCGCUAGCGCUGAACAGGUAUCCGGUCUUGAACGCACGCGUGGAGGUGCCUUCCGACAGUGCGGAGAAGCCGCGCCUCGUCUACCGCAGCCAGCACAAUAUCGGAGUGGCGAUGGACACGCCUGUCGGGCUUGUGGUGCCGGUGGUGCGCAACGUAAACGGACGCAGUGUGCUGUCGAUUGCGGGCGAGCUGGUGCGUCUGCAGCAGAUUGCUCAGGUGGGAAAGCUCGCGCCGGCCGACCUGCAGGGAGGCACCAUCACCGUGUCCAACAUUGGCAAUAUUGGGGGCACGUAUUUGAGCCCCGUGGUAGUCGAACGGGAGGUGGCUAUCCUCGGCAUCGGUCGACUGCGCACUGUGCCGGCUUUUGCAGACGAUUCUGACGAGGGCGAAGGUGCUGCGGGCCAGCGCAUCAUAAAGCGGCACGUGUGUCACUUCAGCUUCAGCGCAGACCAUCGGGUGGUAGACGGGGCUACGGUGGCACGGGCAGCUGAGGUCGUACGGGAAUUGGUGGAACAGCCAGACACGAUGAUCAUGCAACUGAGAUAG